AUGACCCUCCACUCCAACAUCACCCGCCGCCCUCCUGUCCGGAUACCCUUCGCCCACUCUCGGCCAUCCGCCCCCAGAUGCUGCCAUCGCCCAUUCUCCUCCUCGCCCUCCGCCCGCCAGAGUAUCGGUGAUGCUCUCAUCAACCAGGAUCCAUACAAAAGAAUAUGGUUCAUUCAACCCACGAGCUUCAUGUCCUUUGCGAGGGAUGGGGGAAGGACUCUGCAUCUAAGCCAGAUAUGGCCCGACUCUCUCUAUCACGAACCAUACUUGAUACCCUUCUGGGCAGUGACCAUCUUCAACGACCAGAUGGUCGAAGCCAUCCAUCGCCCCACCGGCUAUACCAAUUUCAACGCCCCAGCGCAAAGGCUGAGGUCAGAGAUAGGCGCUACUAUAGCUGCUGUCCCGGCUGAUCAUUGGGCCAGUGGCAUGUAUUUUGGAGACCACGCUCGCCAGCGCACCGUCAUCCACCACAAAAUCCUUGAAGACCCCUUCUCUCGCCUCGCCCAGUAUAUUCCCACUAACAAUCCCGGGUCACUGGUCCGUCCCACCAAUGAUGCGUUCGAUCCGUUCUUCAAGACAGACUUGUACAGUCCGCUGUAUACGCCCAAAUUCGCGUUGGGACCGCCAAAGAUGGAGCAAAGGGAUAUGGACAAGGUCGUGGAGAGUCAAAAGUUUGUGGCGAAUGCGGGAUGGGAAGAUGUCUUUACGAGGGUACAGGAUUCAAAAGUAUUCGCAGUGCCCGUCUACCGCUUAAUAUAUAAAGUCCAUCUCAGGGACGGGAGUAUAGCAAUGUGUGAUGGAGAGAUUCCGGGUGAGAGUCACAAUUUCCGGGUGAAUUGGCCCCAGGGUCGAUCCCAGGCAUCUGACAGCACGCCAAAAGUGAUAGGCAGGCUCGGAAGACUCAUCUGGGACGAAAUGGACUUGCAUCCCCCUACCUGGCGUCUCACCACCAAAGGCUCGACCGACGUCGUGUCCACCAUCUUUGAUACCAUGCGCCGAAGGGGCCCGAUGACACAGGGAAUGUGGGAGGAUGGCAAUAUAGUGCCUCUGAUAGGGCCGCGAGGGACCGCAAGUGGAGAAGAGCUAAUCCACUAUGGGGAUGACUUUAUCAAGAACCGGGGUAUAUCAGUACCAGAGCCAUCGUACCCCGUCAAAGUUCGCAACGAGCCUCGACGCUCCUCGUCCCUCUUCAGCAGCCCUGCAGCCACGGCUGAGCCCUCCAAACCUUCAUCGCCUCGCCCUUCAUCCUCCACCACCAAACCUGCCCCGGGCACAAGCUCGACAACACCAUCCUGGAGCUCGAGUUCCCUCAAGGACAAACGAGACACGCGAUUCAGCGCGUACGCCCAAAAGCAAGCCGAACGUAUCAAGGGUUCCAUCGGUGCUGUAGCCAAAGGCCGUACCGCCCGGCGCCUCACCCCGCAUGACCAGCGCGGAUACUAUGCCGAGCUUGGCUUGGAAGUCAGCGCCGACUUUCUCGAUGCGUCGAAGGCGGCGGAUGUCGACAAGCUUGUAAAAGACAAGUUCAAUGGGUUGUCUUUUGUAAGACAUCCGGAUCACGGAGGAACAGACGAGGGAUUCCAUAAUCUGGUGCUGUCGAGAGAUCACGUGGAGAGCUGUACAUCUAAUUUCCUUCUCCUGUUGAACAAGGCGCUGACGAAACAUAUAGAUCAGAAGAGGCUAUUUUACAAUAAACAAGUCCUGUCCUGUCCCGAGCUCUCCUCCUCCCAAUCCAAAACACCUCCUCCUCCUCCUCCUCCUCCACCACCACCACCAACUCCUCCUAGAAAGCCUCCCAGUUGGUCUCCUUCGCCCCCAUACAACGCUUCAGGCUCGCCCAGUGACAAACAUGGACAUUACGCGACUUUGGGUCUGUCCAAGCAACUCUGUCGAGAGUUUCUGGACGUGGGAGCGGAGGCUAGGGUGAACGAGUUCAUAUUGUAUAGGUAUGAUACACUGAGAGAGGCAGUCCCCCCGGGAGAUGCGAAGAAGCUCAGAAAGCUGAGCGAGGCUUUCGAUAGUGUCAAAAACUGUAUGUCGCUCAAACGUCUUGGUUUCAUUAUUAUUGAGCUGACGGUCUAA
Molecule: messenger RNA, 2082 nt
Organism: Cryptococcus wingfieldii CBS 7118
Lineage: Eukaryota; Fungi; Basidiomycota; Tremellomycetes; Tremellales; Cryptococcaceae
Exons: 6
Coding region: 1-2082 (693 amino acids)
Source: RefSeq, a predicted model, not a curated record